Messenger RNA from Cucurbita maxima (winter squash), 2470 nucleotides. RefSeq lists its product as uncharacterized. Gene Ontology annotation, molecular function: protein binding. Lineage: Eukaryota; Viridiplantae; Streptophyta; Magnoliopsida; Cucurbitales; Cucurbitaceae. The coding region runs from base 164 to 2188 and encodes 674 amino acids. The transcript has 5 exons. The record is from RefSeq and is a predicted model, not a curated record.
UUUCUCGCCGUUUCAAAUCACUUCUCUCUGUGCAUAUUCGAACCAGAAGAAUUCCAUGCAAGAUCCCAAGAAGUAAUACACAAAAAUCCUCAAAAUAAAAUUUGUUUUUCUUGGCUAUUUUCCUCAGGAAAAUUCGCUCGAGAUUGUGAGGGGUUUUACACCCAUGUGGAUGAACAAUGGCAAGAACAACUUCCCCGGCAGGGGAUUCUCAACCCCUCCUCCGUCGUGGAGAUCGAGGCCGUUCCGAUCACCGAAAACGGCGCCGUUCUUAGAUAGAAAAAGAUCGUCUCCGAAUUCCGCGAACAAAUCUGAUCUUUUUCAUGUCAUUCACAAAAUUCCUGCCGGGGACUCUCCUUAUGUUAAGGCCAAACAAGUUCAGUUGAUAGACAAAGAUCCGAGUAGGGCUGUGUCUUUGUUUUGGGCUGCAAUAAAUGCUGGGGAUCGUGUGGACAGUGCUCUAAAAGACAUGGCUGUAGUAAUGAAGCAGCUGGACCGCUCCGAUGAAGCGAUCGAAGCGAUACGAUCGUUUCGCCAUCUCUGCUCUUAUGAUUCUCAGGAGUCCAUUGACAAUGUCUUGAUUGAGUUAUACAAGCGAUCUGGAAGAAUCGAAGAAGAGAUCAAUAUGCUUCGAUGCAAACUGAAACAGAUCGAAGAUGGCACGGUUUUCGGAGGGAAGAAGACGAAGGCUGCGAGAUCUCAAGGGAAGAAAGUGCAAAUUACUGUUGAACAAGAGAAAUCAAGAGUUCUUGGAAACUUGGCUUGGGCUUUCUUGCAGCAGGACAACGUCGACGUCGCUGAAGAGUAUUACCGGAAAGCUUUGUGUCUCGAGACUGAUAAUAACAAACAAUGCAAUCUUGCUAUCUGUCUGAUCCUUAUGAAUCGGCUAUCGGAAGCGAAGUCGAUGCUUCAGUCGAUACGAGCUUCUUCUGGUGGCACAGCCAUGGAAGAGUCGUAUGCCAAAUCGUUUGAACGCGCAUCUCAUAUGUUAGCUGAAAAAGAAUCGAAGUUGUUCAAUUCAUCAGAGCAGGAAGAAGGUAAUAGUACAACAACUGUUACAGCUGGGACUUGUGUUCCUCAGCUCACUGCAUCCACGAGGUGGACUCGUGAUGACGAAGAGAUGUACGUAAAUGAAAAUAGUCGGGACGAUCAUCACUGGAACCGACAUGAGAACGAGUCAUUUCGAUGGAGUGAAGAUUGUUUUAGUGAAAAUCUAGGAAAAAGUAGCUCCUGCAUUUCCAUCAAAAUGAAGGGAAACCGAAACCAAGACCAAGAUGGUUUAUUGAGAUUAGUAGAUGAGGGUGUGAAUUGCUGCUCGUUGUAUUCAUCCCAGACUCGAGCGAAGCGAAACGUUGAAGUUCCGUUCACUCAAGCGAAGAAUUCCUUAUGGGAAUUCAAUAAUCGAUGUCAACCGAACGAAAUGAGGCAGCGAAAAAGAACCAGUUCGAGUAGUAGGAAAGUUUUGUUUGAUCAAAGUUUUGACAAUGGCUUUGCUGUAGAUGUUUCUUGUGAAUCUGAACGAAGCGGGCCGACCUCGAAUUACAUGUCGAAGUAUAGGUCUGCAGCUUCUGAUGCAGUUGAACUGGAGGUUCCGUUCACGCAACCGAGGAGUUGUUCAUGGGGAAUAAACGCAGGAGGUCGUCAGCGAAAGACAACGGAAUGCUUCAGAAGUUUGCUCAGCAGUAGUUCUAGUAGAAAACUUUCAUUUGAGCCUCACACAAACACUGAAAAUACUCGAGGAUUGAUAUGUUCAAGCUUUGGAAGAUUUGAACUUUCAAGAGCAGUGAGUGAUGAAGACGUCGAGUACGAAGAACGUGCAAUGCCAUACGACUCGAUGAAGAUACAGAAAGAACACAAACACAAUUCAUCAGCAGUUGGUGGGAAGAAGAGUUGGGCAGAUAUGGUCGAAGAAGAGGAAGAAGAGGACGACAGUGACAACGAGAAGGAAGACGAUACAGAAGAAACAUCCUCAAGCGAACGAGCUCGAGUCAACUGCUUCAACAAUUGGGGGAGCAGCAGUGACAAUGAGGAGUUGAAGUUCAAUGAUGAAAAUCUAAAUUCCAACAUACUUCACCAGAAGAACCACAGUCCUCCAAGCAGCAAUCACGUUGAAGAUGGAGCUAAAGACUCAGUCGACAUCAUUUCGUCGAGAAAUCCAGCAGUACGACGGCCUUUGUGCUUCGACCAAUAGUCACGCUAGACUCGGCUGAUAACCGACGCUCGUCCCCACUGCCAAAGAAAGAUUCUCCAACUGAGGGUGGAGAGAAUGUGAACUUGAUAAGGAGAAACAGAUUGCAGAUAUUCCAAGAGAUAACAGUGCAUCAAGAGCUAAGCUAGAAUGCUAAGAAACAGACUUGUUUUGUUCAUCAGUUCCUUUUUUUGUAUGUUCUUCCAUAUCUCACAUAUAUCCAUAUAUUGUAAAGAAGUUUGUAAAGGAUGCUUGUUAUUAUACCAAUACAAAUUAUACCCUAUA